This is a messenger RNA of Ceratotherium simum simum (southern white rhinoceros), 4462 nucleotides long. It is a transcript of the gene TTC7A, whose product is annotated as tetratricopeptide repeat domain 7A. Gene Ontology annotation, biological process: protein localization to plasma membrane; phosphatidylinositol phosphate biosynthetic process. NCBI's taxonomy places the organism in Eukaryota, Metazoa, Chordata, Mammalia, Perissodactyla, Rhinocerotidae. The record is from RefSeq and is a predicted model, not a curated record. Gene Ontology annotation, cellular component: plasma membrane. Gene Ontology annotation, molecular function: protein binding.
UCCGCGCCCCCGUCGACCCCGCCCGCGAGUGCGCCCCAGCCUGGACGCCGCCCCCGGCCAGGUCUCCACUUCUCGGCCGCACUUCCCAUGACAGCGCCCGCGCGAAGAUGGCUGCGAAGGGCGCGCACGGCUCCCACCUGAAGAUGGAGAGCGAGCUGGAGCGCUGCCGCGCCGAGGGCCACUGGGACCGCAUGCCCGAGCUGGUGCGGCAGAUACAGACGCUGGUCGUGCCCGGCGGCGGAAGCAGCCGGCGAGCCAGCCCGAGCGCCGUGUUCACCUCUCUGGACACCGAUGACUUUGGGAAAUUGCUCCUGGCCGAGGCCCUCCUGGAGCAGUGUUUGAAGGAGAACCACACCAAGAUAAAAGACUCCCUCCCUUUGCUGGAGAAGAAUGAGCCAAAGAUGAAUGAAGCCAGAAGCUACCUGAGUAGUAUCCUUAACCACGGGAAGCUGUUGCCACAGUACAUGUGUGAGGCCAUGCUGAUCCUGGGCAAGCUGCAUUACAUGGAGGGCUCGUACCGAGAUGCCAUCAGCAUGUAUGCACGGGCUGGGAUUGAUGACAUGUGCAUGGAGAACAAGCCCCUGUAUCAGAUGCGGCUGCUGGCGGAGGCCUUUGUCAUCAAAGGCCUCUCCCUGGAACGCCUACCCAACUCCAUCGCUUCCCGCCACCGCCUGACUGAGAGGGAGGAGGAGGUGAUCGCCUGCUUCGAGAGGGCCUCCUGGAUCGCUCAGGUGUUCCUGCAGGAGCUGGAGAAGGUCACAAAUAACACCACGUCACGGCAUCUGAAAGGCUCUCAUCCGGUUGACUAUGAGCUCACCUACUUCCUGGAAGCCGCCCUCCAGAGCGCUUACGUGACAAACCUGAAGAAGGGGAACAUCGUGAAAGGCAUGAAAGAGCUCCGGGAGGUCCUACGGACUGUGGAGACCAAAGCAACUCAGAACUUCAAAGUGAUGGCAGCCAAGCACCUGGCAGGGGUCCUGCUGCACUCCCUGAGUGAGGAGUGCUACUGGAGCCCCCUGUCCCACCCGCUGCCCGAGUUCAUGAGCAAGGAGGAGAACUCCUUCAUCACGCAGGCCCUGCGGAAACCUCACCUCUACGAAGGAGACAACCUCUACUGCCCGAAGGAUAACAUUGAGGAGGCCCUCCUGCUGCUGCUCAUCAGUGAGUCAAUGGCUACUCGGGAUGUGGUGCUGAGCCGGGCGCCGGAGCAGGAGGAGGACCGGGCAGUGAGCCUGCGGAACGCUGCCGCCAUCUACGACCUCCUGAGCAUCACGCUGGGCAGGAGGGGACAGUACGUCAUGCUCUCCGAGUGCUUGGAGCGAGCCAUGAAGUUUGCGUUUGGAGAAUUCCACCUUUGGUACCAAGUGGCCCUCUCCAUGGUGGCAUGUGGGAAGUCGGCCUAUGCCGUGUCGCUGCUGCGGGAGUGUGUGAAGCUGCGGCCCUCGGACCCCACGGUGCCCCUGAUGGCUGCCAAGGUCUGCAUCAGGCCCCUGCACUGGCUGGAGGAGGCAGAGCACUUUGCCACGAUGGUCAUCGACCUCGGGGAGGAAGCUGGGGAGUUCCUCUCCAAGGGCUACCUGGCACUGGGUCUCACCUACAGCCUGCAGGCCACCGACGCAACUCUGAAGUCCAAGCAAGAUGAAUUGCACCGGAAAGCGCUGCAGACCCUGGAGAGAGCCCAGCAGCUGGCGCCUGGCGACCCCCAGGUCAUCCUCUAUGUCUCUCUGCAGCUGGCCCUCGUCCGCCAGAUCUCCAGCGCCAUGGAGCAGCUGCAGGAGGCCCUGAAAAUGUGCAGGGAUGAUGCCAACGCCCUCCACCUGUUGGCACUCCUCUUCUCCGCCCAGAAACACUACCAGCAUGCUCUGGAUGUCAUCAACAUGGCCAUCACGGAGUAUCCCGAGAACUUCAACCUGAUGUUCACCAAGGUGAAGCUGGAGCAGGUACUGAAAGGCCCAGAGGAAGCCCUCGUGACCUGCAGACAAAUGCUGCGGCUCUGGCAGACCCUGUACAGCUUCUCCCAGCUGGGAGGCCUGGAAAAGGAUGGCAGCCUUGGUGAGGGUCUCACUCUGAAGAAGCAGAGUGGCAUGCACCUGACUCUGCCAGACGCCCACGACGCAGACUCAGGCUCUCGGCGGGCAUCAUCCAUCGCAGCCUCCCGGCUGGAGGAGGCCAUGUCAGAGCUGACCAUGCCCAGCUCAGUCCUGAAGCAGGGCCCCAUGCAGCUGUGGACCACGCUGGAACAGAUCUGGCUCCAGGCUGCUGAGCUGUUCAUGGAGCAGCAGCACCUCAAGGAAGCAGGGUUCUGCAUCCAGGAGGCAGCGGGCCUCUUCCCCACCUCACACUCGGUUCUCUACAUGCGCGGCCGGCUGGCCGAGGUGAAGGGCAGCUUGGAAGAAGCCAAGCAGCUGUACAAGGAGGCGCUCACGGUGAACCCUGAUGGCGUGCGCAUCAUGCACAGCUUGGGUCUGAUGCUGAGUCGGCUGGGCCACAAGAGCCUGGCCCAGAAGGUGCUGCGGGACGCCGUGGAGAGGCAGAGCACCUGUCAUGAGGCGUGGCAGGGCCUGGGCGAGGUGCUGCAGGCCCAGGGCCAGAGCGAGGCCGCUGUUGACUGCUUCCUCACCGCCCUCGAGCUGGAGGCCAGCAGCCCGGUGCUGCCCUUCUCCAUCAUCCCCAGAGAGCUCUGACUGCCCUGCGGCAGUAGGGAACUUGGGGGGGUGGAGGGGUGGGUGUGGGGCCUCAGGGAAGUACAUCUCUAGGGAACACUUAUGCAGGCUGCAGCCCUAGUUCUCCUCGCCUCCCGCACCCCACCCCUGCAUUCUCUCCAGGGCCAGCUGGCUCUGGGAGCUGCUCGUCUGGAGCUGGGUGGGCCAGAUUUGCAUCAAAAGCAAAUCCCUUGCUCCUUGGGAUUUAGACAGACAUCAUGGCAUUUAUGAGGAAGGAGGUAGCUGGGAGCCCACAUCAGCAUGAGGCCCCUCCCCAGAGAAUAUGUGCAUCCUCUCAAUGUGCAGUAAGGGUCAAUGUGGCUUGGGUACCUCCUCUGCCCGUCUAGAAGCCCCUGUGCUGCACCUGCCACCCCCCUAACAUCCCUGACCCUGGAUUUCCUGGCCUUGUACAGGCUCUAGUCUCGAACCUCAGCUCCCUGCUCUCCAACACCAAAGAUGAACCCCACCAGCUGCCCUCUGGCUGGGUCAAGAGAGUUUUCCUGGAUUCCUUCCUUGGCACCUCGGGAGACAGUCUGCUUGAACCCUAAGUGACUUGGAGUCAUGGUGACUGGACCUGCUCCCCGAGGGUCCCGGCAGGGGAGCCUCACAGCUGUGCUGCACCCCACCCACACCUCUGUGCCUUUGGGAGCCCCAUGGCCCUGGUCACAUGCCCCAGUCUGGACAGGGUUUGGGAUCACUCUCAGGUGUUGUCCAGGGCGGUCAAGACUUGAAGAAUCUACUGGCAAGUGGGAGGAGCAUGGACCUCUGGGUCCCUUCCCAGACUUUGAGUUAGUGGAUGAUGCCCAGCGUUGCCCCUCUUUGCCUGAUGAGGCCAGUUGGGCCCCACUGUGCUCUUCCCCUCUGCUGCCAAGUGCCUUUGGGGCCUCUGGUGUCUGGCCAGGGGCACUGAGCACCGGCCCUAACUAACCUUCCGUUUCCGCCCACCCCAUCUCCCUGGAAGCGUGCCCCCGGCCCAAGCAGCCUCCUUAUGCCCUAGGCCGAAGCCCCUAGGGUGGGCCUCAGGAUACAAACGUGGCUGCUGGACCCAGCCCUAAUACUUGCAUCAACACAUCAUUCCUUCAGGCCUUACCUUUCUGGGCAAUAGGUACAAUGCAGAUCCUCUAUGGCUUAUAAUGUGCAGAUGGGCAGUCUCCAGGACUGUCUCCAGUACAUCUCACCACUCGCAGCCCGUUCUCACCUCAGGCUUUCUUGGGUGACCUGAGCCACUCCACCACCCCCUCCUCCUGGGGCCAAAUGGGGACUGUGGUUGGAGACCCGAGGAGGAGAUGGAGCCCGGCCCCUCCUCUGUGGUUGAACAAGUCUCUGUGUACAUGGCACCCUUGUCUGCAGGGGUCCCAGGGGCUGAUGGGUGGGUGUCUUCCUUGCUGGCUCCCCUAGCCCUGCUGCAUGAUGCUCUUGGAAUUCUCCCCAAGAAGUCAGCCCCUCGUGGGCCUAUCAGGAAAUUCCUUUUUUAUCUGCACUUGGGUUUUAGUUUUAAAGCUCCAUCUGGUACAUGUCUCAUUUUAAGGUGUGUGGAAAGGUCAGGCGCGGGCUUCCCUGGUUUGUCGUAACCCAAGUCUGUUCCUCGGAGGGGAGCUAUUGGGGACCCACCCUCCUGGCUGCACUGGCUCAGCGCUGCACACGCCCAGGUGCUUCCCAGGGAGAGCCCGCACCCCUGGCCUUCCCACGCCCGGCCAAGGGACAUUGCGGAGGACUCUGGAUCCUUCACCUCUUGGUUGAAGGAUCUCUCUCUCUAUGUG